AUAAGGAGCAAGCUAUUUAGAAUGGAGACGAGGAAACACUUUUUCGCACAGAGAGUGAUGAGUCUGUGGAAUUCUCUGUCUCAGAGGGUGGUGGAGGCAGGUUCUCUGGAGGCUUUCAAGAGAGAGAUAGAUAGGGCUCUUAAAAAUAGCGGAGUCGGGGGAUAUGGGGAGAAGGCAGGAACGGGGUACUGAUUGGGGAUGAUCAGCCAUGAUCACAUUGAAUGGCGGUGCUGGCUCGAAGGGCUGAAUGGCCUACUCCUGCACCUAUUUGAUAAAAGGGUUUGAGUAUAAGAGCAGGGAGGUUCUACUGCAGUUGUACAUGGUUUUGGUGAGACCACACCUGGAGUAUUGCACACAGUUUUGGUCUCCUAAUCUGAGGAAAGACAUUCUUGCCAUAGAAUGUACAGAGAAUGUUCACCAGACUGAUUUCUGGGAUGUCAGGACUUUCAUAUGAAGAAAGACUGGAUAGACUCGGCUUGAACUCGCUAGAAUUUAGAAGAUUGAGGGGGGGAUAUUAUAGAAACUUACAAAAUUCUUAAAGGGUUUGACAGGCUAGAUGCAGGAAGAUUGUUCCCGAUGUUGGGGAAGUCCAGAACAAGGGGUCACAGUUUAAUGAUAAGGGGGAAAUCUUUUAGGACUGAGAUGAGAAAAACAUUUUUUUUUUCACACACAGAGAGUGGUCAAUCUGGAAUUCUCUGCCACAGUUGAGGCUAGUUCAUUGGCUAUAUAUAAGAGGGAGGUAGAUGUGCCCCUUGUGGCUAAAGGGAUCAGGGGGUAUGGAGAGAAGGCAGGUACAGGAUACUGAGUUGGAUGAUCAGCCAUGAUCAUAUUGAAUGGCGGUGCAGGCUCGAAGGGCCGAGUGGCCUCUACUCCUGCACCUAUUUUCUAUGUUUCUAUUGUCUAUUGUUACUAAUGUCCUGUUUGCCAGCUUGUUGACCCUCUGUGUUCCCCUCCUGCAGGGUUUAGCUGUUGCUGUGGACGGAGAGACAGGGACGUGAGCGGCCUUUGAGGGCGGCCAGUAUGCCAGUGAGCCACCCCCCCAUCUGCUCGGUGUGCGGGCUGAGCUUCAAGGGACUGAGCUUUGGUGGAGGUAAACAUGACGGGGUGCAACAAGAAGAAGCGUUAUAAGUGCGAUGUGUGUGGCAAGGCCUGGCAGUUCCCGAGCGACCUGGAUACCCACCGGCGGGUGCACACGGGAGAACGCCCCUUCAGCUGCACGGACUGCGGCAAGAGGUUCAAUACGGCGCGGGACCUGACGGUCCACCGGCGGGUGCACACGGGCGAGAGGCCCUACGGCUGCUCCACCUGCGGCAAGAGCUUCACCUGUUUGUCGGGGCUGCGGCGGCACGGGCGGGUGCACAGCAGCGAGCGGCCCUUCACCUGCUCCGACUGCGGCAAAGGCUUCAAGUCGCCCACGGAACUGAAGGAGCACAGGCGCGUGCACACCGGGGAGCGGCCCUACAUCUGCAGCGACUGCGGCAAGGGUUUCAGCCGCUCCAGCAACCUACUGAAGCACCAGCGCAGCACCCACACCGGCGAGCGCCCCUUCACCUGCGCCCAGUGCGGCAAGGGCUUCACCCGCUCCGACAGCCUGCAGUCCCACCAGCAGGUGCACUCCGGCGAGAGGCCCUUUGUCUGCUGCGACUGUGGCCAGGACUUCAAGGCGGAGAAAGAGCUGAAGAUCCACCAGCGGGUGCACACGGGCGAGAAGCCCUAUGGCUGCUCCACCUGCGGCAAGAGCUUCGCCCGGUCGUGGGAGCUGCGGCAGCACCAGCGGGUGCACAGCAGUGAGCGGCCCUUCUCCUGCUCCGACUGCGGCAAGCGCUUCAAGUCGCCCAAGCAGCUGAAGGAGCACAGGUGGCUGCACACGGGGGAGCACCCCUACACCUGCAGCGAAUGCGGCAAGGGUUUCAGCCGCUCCUACAGCCUGCUGCUGCACCGGCACGCUCACACCGGCGAAGACCCCUACACCUGCGCCCAGUGCGGCAAGGGCUUCACCUGCUCCAGCAGCCUGCUGCAGCACAUGCACACCCACACCGGCGAGUGGCCCUUCACCUGCGCCCAGUGCGGCAAGGGCUUCAUCCGCUCCAGCAGCAUGCUGUACCACCAGCGCGUCCACACCGGCGAGCGCCCCUACACCUGCGCCCAGUGCGGCAAGGGCUUCACCCGGUCCGGCAGCCUGCUGUACCACCAGCGCACCCACACCGGCGAGCGCCCCUUCACCUGCGCCCAGUGCGGCAAGGGCUUCGCCCGCUCCACCCAGCUGCUGUGCCACCAGCGGGUGCACAACGUCGACUGUCCCAUCCCCAGCCCGGUGUGUGAAGAGCACCUGGCCUCCCAUGCCCUGUCUCAUCAGCCUGUGCACACCAGUGGCCAGCCCUACGACUGCCCGGACUGUGGUGAGGCGUUUUACAGCUCACGGGGGUUGCGGCAUCACCGGCGGGCCCACGCCAGCGAGCAGCUGCUCCCACUGCGGCAAGCGUUUCAAGAGAGCACGGGGGCUGCGGGACCACCAGCGGAUACACACACCGUGAUGGAGAAGUCCUUCUUUCAGAUUCUCAGAUUCAGAUUCAACUUGAAUUGUCAUUGUCAGUGUACAGUACAGAGCCAACGAAAUGCAGUUAUCAUCUCCCUGGAAGAUCGACAUAAAAUAUGAGCAAGAAAGAAAUCUAUUUACAUGCAUACAGUCAUAGUGUUUUUCCUGGUGGGAGGAGUGUCCGGGGGGAGGGGGGGGGCGGUGUGAUUGGCAGUCACCGAGGUACAGUGUUGAGUAGUGUGACAGCCGCAGGGAACAAGCUGUUCCUGGACCUGCUGAUCCGGCAACGGAGAGACCUGUAGCGUCUCCCGGAUGGUAGGAGGGUAAACAGUCCAUGGUUGGGCUGAGAGCAGUCCUUGGCGAUGUUGAGCGCCCUCUGCAGACAACGCUUGCUUUGGACAGACUCAAUGGAGGGGAGUGAGUGAGGAACCGGUGAUGCGUUGGGCAAUUUUCACCACCCUCUGCAGUGCUUUCUGGUCGGAGACAGAGCAGUUGCCAUACCAUACUGUGAUGCAGUUGGUAAGGAUGCUCUCGAUGGUGCAGCGGUAGAAGUUCAACAGAAUCUGAGGAGACAGAUGGACCUUCUUCAGUCUACUCAGGAAGAAGAGACGCUGGUGAGCCUUCUUGACCAGAGUUGAGGUCUUGUGGGUCCAAGACUGGUCAUCGGAGUUGUUGACCCCCAGGAACCUGAAGCUGGAAACACGUUUGAUAGAAAUAUUCAUUCCUAUAUUUAUCAGGACUGUACCUUUAAUUAAUGAUUUUAAGAUGUUAGCAUGUAAUAAAAACAAGCUUUUAACCAUAUAACCAUAUAACAAUUACAGCACGGGAACAGGCCAUCUCGGCCCUACAAGUCCGUGCCGAACAAUUUUUUUUUCCCCUUAGUCCCACCUGCCUGCACUCAUACCAUAACCCUCCAUUCCCUUCUCAUCCAUAUGCCUAUCCAAUUUAUUUUUAAAUGAUACCAAUGAACCUGCCUCCACCACUUCCACAGGAAGCUCAUUCCACACCGCUACCACUCUCUGAGUACAGAAGUUCCCCCUCAUAUUACCCCUAAACUUCUGUCCCUUAAUUCUGAAGUCAUGUCCUCUUGUUUGAAUCUUCCCUAUUCUCAAAGGGAAAAGCUUGUCCACAUCAACUCUGUCUAUCCCUCUCAUCAUUUUAAAGACCUCUAUCAGGUCCCAAUUACUUUUGCAGUAAUCCGGCAGAAUGGAUCACAAAUCGGCCUUGCAGUAGCUGAGAAAACAUAGAUAAGAACUGUUCCCAUCCUUAUGACACUCCAUGAUAAUGCUAUCAUCCUGUAUAUGUGUUUCCAAACAAUAAGGUCUUAUUUUUUACUUUGGCAGGUGGUCUCCUCCCUAUAAACUCCCUGCCUCCCUAACCUUCAUUCAUAUAAUGGAAAAUUACUAACCAUGUGCUUAUGGUUGUUGUAUUAGUAUAAAGAUGUGUGAAUUCUCUGUAUUGUCAGUCAGAAAUAGCACCGGCAUUUGCUUGGGUCUUUCUCUCACCAUGGUGACAAGUAAAGCUAUUGCAGAGAU
Molecule: messenger RNA, 4071 nt
Organism: Leucoraja erinaceus (little skate)
Lineage: Eukaryota; Metazoa; Chordata; Chondrichthyes; Rajiformes; Rajidae
Product: gastrula zinc finger protein XlCGF26.1-like
Exons: 2
Coding region: 1097-2656 (519 amino acids)
Biological process (GO): regulation of transcription by RNA polymerase II
Molecular function (GO): RNA polymerase II cis-regulatory region sequence-specific DNA binding; DNA-binding transcription factor activity
Source: RefSeq, a predicted model, not a curated record